AUAUUCAGAAAGAAGUGGCCAUUCAAAUUCUUACGGAAUUAGUCACAGGAGCUGCGCAUUACGAAGCCCAGUUAUCGCCUCAUUCUGCCUACAUUUCAAAGUCAUAUCCAGGCUCUGUCAAGAUCACUUUUAUUAGGCUACAUUUUCGUUGAAGCUAAGAUUGAACAGUCAAGAUGAAAGUUGUUGGAUCUACCUGUGCCCUGAAGAGCAAGGUUGGGAGCGACGACGUGGUGCGGUGCCUCUCUGAUCAGAGUCUGACUAUCUCCAAAUGUAAGAUCCCAUUGUUGGAUGAACAGAUGAGCGCAUUUCUUCAAGACAUGAACAGCUGCUACAGCAAGCUAAAGGAGCUUGUGCCCACUCUGCCGCCGAACAAGAAGGCCAGCAAGGUAGAGAUCUUACAGCACGUCAUCGAUUACAUCUGGGACCUCCAGGUCGAACUGGACUCGCCAGGCAUGAACCGUCAACAGGGCACAACCGGGUCAUCUCUCACCCGCACACCUCUGACAACUCUCAAUGCAGAACUCAGUAGCAUCUCUGUGGAGAAUGGUUGUUCAGACGACAGAAUCUUGUGCCGCUGAUCUCAUGCGUUACCAGCACAGCAGUAGCAAGAUCACGGUUGCCAAUGGAGACGUCGCGGACGCAUCGUGAGCCUAGAAUCAAGAGGCUAGUAAAGCCAGAACCUCAUUCGAAGAGACGCUGGCCGUGAGAGCAAGAGACUGAGAAUGGGAUUGUCGUAUUCAGAGCGUCCCCGGACUGAACUGGAAGUCCCCAGACCGAAAUGAAACGGGAGUUUAGAUCUAGCAUUUUGGAGUCAAAGGUUUAGCGCUCAGAACAGUUACUUCGUGUAAAGGAUUUCAUUUGAAAGUCUAUAUCUUUUUUUAUGCCUUCCUAUUCUCUUUUUGUAUUUUGAAUAAUGUACAUAUAGAGAAUGUCCUUAUGUUUUGUUAAAAAAGAAUGUCAACUUCUCAGAUUGCUGAGCUAAUUUGUAUUGUAUAUUACAAUGCUUUACAAUAUCAACACUGAUAUUGUUCUAUUACAAUGUACCUAAAGGUGUUUUUAUUAAAACAGAUAGUAUUUUGGGAAUAAGUAUGCUCGUCUUCAGUUAUUUUGACUGUGUGAUACAGUUGGUUAUUCACUGCAUCUUAGUAUUCUAACCAGAGAAGUCAAAAUAGUAAAAAACUUUACUGGAAACAGUUAAAUUGCCUUACACAGACUGUUACUGAUUCAUUGGAAAGGGCUAAAUACUGUAGGAGACAGAGAAUAUUUUGUUCACUAUGA
This is a messenger RNA of Chanos chanos (milkfish), 1278 nucleotides long. RefSeq names its product DNA-binding protein inhibitor ID-1. Gene Ontology annotation, molecular function: protein dimerization activity; transcription regulator activity. Gene Ontology annotation, cellular component: nucleus; cytoplasm. Bases 174 to 578 code for a protein of 134 amino acids. The transcript is spliced from 2 exons. Gene Ontology annotation, biological process: circadian regulation of gene expression; cell differentiation; negative regulation of transcription by RNA polymerase II. The record is from RefSeq and is a predicted model, not a curated record. NCBI's taxonomy places the organism in Eukaryota, Metazoa, Chordata, Actinopteri, Gonorynchiformes, Chanidae.